Messenger RNA from Neurospora crassa OR74A, 2236 nucleotides. RefSeq lists its product as hypothetical. The coding region runs from base 181 to 1761 and encodes 526 amino acids. Lineage: Eukaryota; Fungi; Ascomycota; Sordariomycetes; Sordariales; Sordariaceae. The record is from RefSeq and is a predicted model, not a curated record. The transcript has 3 exons.
UGCUUUUGCAGGUCCAUCCAUCCUUCGAUCCUUCGACGCCCGCCCGAGGAUCUUCGCUUCGACUGCUCGACUCCAUCUCCAUCUCGUCAUGCGACUUUCUUUCCACACGUUUGAAAUCUGCGAAUAGCGGCACCAUCACCACCACUUCUCAGGGCAUAUCAAUAGCCAAUUGAUUACAACAUGGCGCACCACCACCACGCUGAAGGGGUCAUCAACCCCCUCAGACCGUACUACAUCCCGCCCACCAUUGGCGAGCCCGCAGUCGAGCCCAUGACGGCACCCGGUCCCCAUGCCUUUGCCCAGGGAAACGCGACCGACAACUAUGCCUCCAAGGCGCGAACCAUCUUCUCCGACAUCGACAUCGACUACAAGGACUACCUCAACGACCAAUCGCCCUCGGUCAUGUCGACAGUCAAGGAAGUCCUCGACGAGCUGCUGUGGAAGUACAUGUCCGUCUUCAUGGCCCAGCCCUUUGAGGUGGCCAAGACCAUCAUGCAGGUUCGCGCCCAGGACGACUUGGGAGGGCUGGAGGCCCUCGCGGUAGAGCAGGCGAAGCAAAAGACGGCGACGAACCAAAGGAUUCGCAUGUAUGAUGAGGACACCCCCUCCCCCUACGACUCCGAUUCCGAUCAAGAUGAAAUGGCCUCUUUCUUCACGGCCAAGGUCCCCCACCGACCAGCCUCGCCAUCCCAGAGUCGCUCAGGCAGACCCAGAUCCCCGAGCCCCGGCGCAUCGACCACGCGCACCCCCAGCAAACAAGUCCCAGAACACCAACUCACAUUGCGCACGCCCAACUCGGUGCUCGAGGUGAUUGCGCAGCUAUGGCAGAAAGAAGGAGCGUGGGGCGUGUGGAAGGGAACCAAUGCAACUUUCAUCUAUUCGGUUCUGCAGUCGCUGCUAGAGAACUGGUCGCGAAGUUUGCUUAGCGCACUCUUCAACGUCCCUGAUUUGGGCGUACGAGGCGACCUAGACCGGCUAGUUGACAUAGCGUCACCAUACCCAUGGGCGUCACUUUUCGUUGCUGGUGCUGCUGCCGCCAUCACCGGCCUCAUCCUCUCUCCUUUGGACUUGGUCCGGACACGCCUCGUCCUAACCUCUGUCUCUCGCGGCUCCCGUCGCACCCUCUCCACCCUCCGCGCCCUCCCCUCCUACCUCUGCCCCGCCACCCUCGUCAUCCCCACCGUUCUGCACUCCCUCAUCCACCCCGUCCUCAUGCUCUCCACACCCCUCGUCCUCCGCUCGCGCUUCAUGAUCGACCGCGAAGUCUCCCCCGUGGCCUUCUCCAUCGCCAAGUUCUGCUCCUCCACCGUCGCUCUGUUCAUCAAGCUACCCCUCGAGACCGUCCUCCGUCGCGGUCAGGCGGCCGUCCUCAGCUCGCCGCAGUACGUGGCUGCGCUGGAGCCCAAGGCGCCGACUGUCACAAAGAGCAGGAGGGCGGCGGCGGCGGGCGAGAGGGGAGAGGAUGGUGCCGUACCACAGAUGGAGACGAUCGUCCCGCUGGGUAGGUACAAUGGGUUGUUUGGCACAAUGUAUAGCAUCGUCAAUGAGGAGGGGUCGCAUGCGGCGCCCAUGACGGCGGCGGCCAAGAGGAAGGCGGCUGCGGCCAAGAAGAAGGGCGACGCGACGGUGCCACAGGUGGUUUAUAGGCGGGGACAAGGGUGUGAUGGGUUGUGGAGGGGAUGGAAGGUUAGUUGGUGGGGGUUGGUUGGGCUGUGGACGGCGGGGGUGAUUGGGGGUGGUGGUGAUGCCGGAGAGUUUUAGGCGCAUAUCUUAGGGAGAUGAGAUGGCCAUGAGAAAGUGGCAUUGUGUGUGGGUGGAAAAAGAAAAAAAGAAAGAGAUGGUGUUUUGCAUAGCCGGAUAAGUUGAAAAAAAGGAGGUUUGUUACUAUCGUCACAGGACUGGAGACAGGGAGGCUGCUUUCAUUUGUAGUACUGGCGUUCAAAGGAGCUUAGACUGAGUGGCUUGUCGUUGGAAGACAGGCAGGCAGGCAAGGUUUACGGGUUCAAGAUCCCCUCUCAACAUUUGUUUUUUUGUUUUCACGAAAUGACGGAUAUAUGGAGGGUUGAAUGGGCGGGAGGCGGCGGUGAUAGUUUUUGGCACUAUAUAUGUAUGUGAUAUCCCUAACAUUUUUCUUUUCGACGUUCUUUCGUCUUUGGCAGAUGAGAAGGCUCCGACUGUCGCACGACGAAAGCCGCAGUAGUGAGUGAUGACAGAAGAGAAAAGGACCGCACAGCCG